AUGCGAUUCUGCAGCUUAAUCACCCUCGUUGCGCUGCUCUUGAUCCAGAGUGAAGCUGCCCAUUCCAAAUUCAUCUGCAACGACGGUUCGAAGAAAGAUGCCAAGCACGGCAUAUGUGUGAGGAAGAUUUCUCAACAACACGAUUCCACUAACAAAGAUUUACCACCAUUAAAAGACAUGGAUGUCCUUGUGAUUGACGCCUCCCCCAUGGGCAACGGCUUUACUUGCGCCAAGUUGGAAAUUGCCAAGCUCCCCGUAGAGGCCAGGUAUUGUUGCGACUUCCCACCCACGCAUAAGACUCUCCCUCACACCAAAAAAUACAUCGAUGACCAUUGUUACACUCGGGAUGGAAGAAGAAAACAUCCCAGGGCUUGA
This is a messenger RNA of Puccinia graminis f. sp. tritici CRL 75-36-700-3, 375 nucleotides long. RefSeq lists its product as uncharacterized. The transcript has 3 exons. The coding region runs from base 1 to 375 and encodes 124 amino acids. The record is from RefSeq and is a predicted model, not a curated record. Lineage: Eukaryota; Fungi; Basidiomycota; Pucciniomycetes; Pucciniales; Pucciniaceae.